Messenger RNA from Oldenlandia corymbosa var. corymbosa, 816 nucleotides. The record is from the annotation of a GenBank genome assembly. NCBI's taxonomy places the organism in Eukaryota, Viridiplantae, Streptophyta, Magnoliopsida, Gentianales, Rubiaceae.
AUGUCUUCCAAAUUUAAUUUUCUCAACGAGGUCGAUAAUAGGCGAGGAGUUGGAUGGAAUGUCCGAGUUCGUCUUCUACGCGUGUGGACAAAGAUGGAUUUCAAUGAUGAUAAUGAAAUCUCCAUGAUUGAGAGCGUCUUAAUCGAUGAAAAGGGCAAUAGGGCCGUUGCUGAAAUUAAAAAAGACCUAGUAUACAAGUUUCAAGAUCCCAUGAAGGAGGGAGAGUACAAACAAAUAAGCCAUUUUGGUACGGCUACUGACAAAGAGCUCCAAAGAUAUAGUGAUAACAAAUACAAAAUAAUAUUCAAACACAGUACCAAGAUUGCGACAAUUCCCGAGUAUGUGGAUCGUCCUUAUAUUGGUGAAUAUGGUUUUCAGUUCCCGAAAUUUGCUGAUAUCAUAAACAAAAGGGUGAAUGAAUCUUUACUGAUAGAGAUGAUGAAUGAUAUUCCGUGGGAGAUUCUCCUGAGAGCAGAUCCCGAAUGUAUUUUCGGUUACAUACUUGUUUCGAAGCAAUGGCUGGAGUUGAUAACCAGUCCUUGUUUCCGAAAAGAUUAUAUGAAGAGAUGGAAGAACUGGAAGGGCUGGGAUCCUGAAUUUUUUAUAGGAUUUUUGGUUUAUGACGCUGAACAUUUAGACCGUCGUUGCGUUCCCCCGACAUUUGUUGACUUGGUGCCAACUACCGAAUCAGGGCGUGUUUUAAACGGAAGCAAUUUCAUGAGUAAUGCUGGCUAUUUCAUUGCGGCCACAUCAGACGGUGGUCUAAUUCUAUCAGGAGCAUCGGCAGUCGUGGCGUUGUGUAUUGGUUGGCCAUAG